AUGCCCUUCGAAACCACUACGAAAGCGUUCAUUCAGUGGUUGGCCGAGCACAACGUCUCUGUUUCGCCCAAGGUGGAAAUUGCCGACCUCCGUGCCCAGAAUCAGGGCCGUGGUUUGGUGGCCACCCAAGACAUCAAAGACGACGAAGUGUUGUUCACGAUUCCUCGCAGUGCCAUGCUCAACGUCGACAACUCGUCGCUCGUCACUGACCAUCCCGAGCUCCGUCCCAAGCUCUUUGCGUUGAACCAAUGGGAGUCGUUGAUCAUCACCUUGCUCUACGAAAUCCAGGUCAAGAAACAGGACUCGCCAUGGCACCAGUACUUCUGCAUGUUGCCUAUCCUCGACUCCGACAACUACACGUUCAACCAGUUGAUGUUCUGGUCCGAAAAAGACUUGAAGCACUUGGAGCCGUCGUUGAUCUUGGACAGAAUCGGAAAGGACAUCUCGGAGGCCAUGUACGCCAAGUUGUUCCCCACCGUCGUGGUCCAAGACCUCGGCUUGGCGCUGUUGCAGCUGGUGACUUUGGAGGACUACCACCGCGUGGCCUCAAUCAUCAUGUCGUAUUCGUUCGAUGUGGACAGACCCGAUUUCGACUCUGAGGAGGAAAGUGAGGAUGAGGAGGAUGAAGAUGAGGAAGAGGAUGAAGAAAACAACAAAAAGCCCAAAAACGACAACUCCAAGGACGCAAGCUCCAAAAAGGCCAAGCAGGUCAAGAAGAACCACGACGCCCAGGACGACGACGCCAGCUACGACGACGCUCACCUCCUCAAUGACGGCUACUUCAAGUCCAUGAUCCCGUUGGCUGACACCUUGAACGCCAACACCAACUUGCACAAUGCAAGCUUGAUGUACACCGAGGACAACUUGGUGAUGAAGAGCAUUAAGCCCAUCCGCAAGGGCGACCAGGUGUACAACAUCUAUUCGGACCACCCCAACAGUGAGAUUUUAAGACGGUACGGCUACAUCGAGCCCAAUGGUUCCAAGUAUGACUUCGGAGAGAUUCCUCUCGGCAUCAUCAGGGACUUCUUCGUCCAGCAAAGUGGAUUGAGCGUCGACUCGGUACAGGAGAUCUUCUCCAUCUUGAACAAGGUAGUGGAGAUCGAGCAGGAGGAAUCGGAAAUGGUAGAAAUUGUGUUGGACUCCUACGACUGUUUCACCACCAGUGAGGUCAUUUUGGAGCUCAUCUUUUUGAUCCAGAUCUUGACCAUCAUCUCGUCGAUCCACCGUAUCAACUCCAUGGAGUUGUUGGCCUACGAGCCCAAAUUCCAGUUGGUAAGCAGAGUUUUCAAGAAAACUUAUCAGUUGAUCGAAUCCAAGAGAUUGACAAAGGUUUUCUUGGCCAACUUUGAACAGAUCAUAGCACAAAGACUCGCUCAGUACCCUGAGGUAGCCAGCGAGCCAUUCGAAGAGUAUGGAGAAAACAUCGGCCAGAAGUCUCAGGAUGAAACCAGAAGGAUUUAUGCCCAGGUCGUCCUAAAAUCCGAGGUCCAAUCACUCAAAAACUGUUUGAAAGUGGAGAAAACUUUCCAAAACGGAGACUUUGCAAACUACAAGUUUAUCGAUGAUGGCAAAUUCAUUAGAAACAUCAUCAAGAAGAGAUUCAGCGACGACUCCACCAGUGAGGAUGAGGUGACCAGUAAAAAGGCUAGAGCCACAUAAAUUGUGAGGAUUUCUCACACGCAGAAGGAACUGGAUGGAGUCUCGUGAAAAUCCAUGCAGAAUGUCCUUGCAUUUCGUUUUCGAUUCAAUUCG
Messenger RNA from Suhomyces tanzawaensis NRRL Y-17324, 1752 nucleotides. It is a transcript of the gene RMS1, whose product is annotated as ribosomal lysine N-methyltransferase. The record is from RefSeq and is a predicted model, not a curated record. NCBI's taxonomy places the organism in Eukaryota, Fungi, Ascomycota, Pichiomycetes, Serinales, Debaryomycetaceae. The coding region runs from base 1 to 1659 and encodes 552 amino acids. Gene Ontology annotation, biological process: peptidyl-lysine monomethylation. Gene Ontology annotation, cellular component: nucleus. The transcript has a single exon. Gene Ontology annotation, molecular function: protein binding; protein-lysine N-methyltransferase activity.